Messenger RNA from Vicia faba (fava bean), 1593 nucleotides. Lineage: Eukaryota; Viridiplantae; Streptophyta; Magnoliopsida; Fabales; Fabaceae. The record is from the annotation of a GenBank genome assembly.
AUGGACUAUGAGAGGAUAGAGAAAGUUCAGACUGGAAUAAUUUCUCCUAGUAAACUUCGGAUGAAGUUAUUAGGGGCUAGAAAGAAAGAUGGAUCCAACAGUAACUCUUCUAGAACCUCCCCUGCAAGGCUCGAGGAUGCUGAAUUUGUCGAUAGCUUACUUUCCUCCAACAUUGACAACCUCCAUGAUGAAGUUGCUUCUCCGAGUUUAGAUGUUGUUGCGGCAUUAAAGCCAUUGAGUGAUGCAGUGCUGGAGCGGAAACAGAAUGGGCAGUUUUUGAAUGAACCAAAGGAGACAAUGCCUAGGGAAAACAGUGACACGGGGCGCGUAAAGAUGCAGCACUUUCAUAAAGUUGACACUGGAAGUUCGAGCACAAUUCAUCCGGUGAGGUCAAUAGAAGAUGAUAAUCUUGAUUAUGACAGCCAAGCUAGCUCGUCGAGUUUUGAGUUUGAUAAAGGAGAGAGACCGGUGAGCAAUCAUGUAACUAGAUCUCUGUUAAGGCCUAUUCCUUCUAAGUGGAACGAUGCCGAGAAAUGGAUAAUGAAUCGGCAACAUAUGCAACCUAGUUACUCGAAAAAGAACAACGUACAUAGCCAAGCAAAUCGUUUACCAAUAAGUAUGGCGAGGGUUGUUCCAGAGUCCGGAAAUUUUGAUCAUAAGCUCCUAACGAGCAAGGUUACUGAAACAAAACGAGUUGAUUACUGUCAACCACAUACGGGAUUUGAGAAAUUCUCUUUUGUUCCGUCCGAUGCUCAUUCGGUUUCAGGCCAAGCACAUGGAAAAACUCCAGUAGUGGAAUCGUUUCCCCAAAGCAAAGAUUUAAAGGAAGUAAAUGAAGUUGAUUUACCGUGCACAACUAUAGAUGAUCAAACAGCGAUUCCUGGUAUAAGAUCUGUAGCAAUGAGAGACAUGGGAACCGAGAUGACCCCGGUGCCAAGUCAAGAACCUUCGCAGACAGCUACUCCUGUUGGGUCAGCAACUCCAAUACGCAGCCCGAUUUCAUCGACGCCUUCAACUCCUAGGAGAGGUGCACCAGCUUCAACGCCUUUGGGCAACACAACUGAUGAGGAUGGCAGCAAAAGGCAAUUGUCUGAAGAAGAAGUGAAGAUUAAAACCAGGAGAGAGAUCGCAGCACUAGGUGUGAAGCUAGGGAAGAUGAAUAUUGCGGCGUGGGCAAGUAAAGAUGACCACAACAAUGAAAAAUAUUCUGCUCACGACACACACACUCAAGAACAGGAGAGGAUCGAAUUUGAGAAACGCGCUGCUUCGUGGGAGGAAGCUGAAAAAUCUAAACAUGCUGCAAGAUUUAAGCGCGAAGAAAUCAAAAUUCAAGCAUGGGAGAGUCAGCAAAAGGCCAAAUUAGAAGCUGAAAUGAGAAGGACAGAGGCCAAAGUUGAGCAAAUGAGAGCCCAAACACAUGCAAAAAUGGUGAAAAAGAUUGCUAUGGCGAGGCAAAGAUCAGAAGAAAAGCACGCAGAAGCCGAAGCUAGAAAAAAUAGAGAAGCAGAAAGAACUGCAGCGCAAGCAGAAUACAUACGGCAAACAGGGAAAAUGCCGAAUUCGAAUUACAUUACAUGUUGUGGCUGGCUGUGA